UUUCUACGUUAGCUGAGGCGCGCCGACGACCAAAAUUCGGGAGACCACUGCAGUGCGUUACGCCGUGUCAACUAUCAUCGACAGAGGAUCGUGUUCUGAAAUAAGGAAUGCAAGUUGUGGCUAGGAUUUUACCGUGUGUGUUGUUUUUUUUUCCUUCUGGUGAUGUGCUGUUUUUUCAAAUGAUCUAACGUUAAACUUAAGCAAGUGUGUAGGAGUACGUUUAAAGAUGAUAUUGGUGUGACUAAUGAGUGAAAGUUCGCGUUGUUUCUUUCUCUUCGUAAACAGAAACAGACCUUUUUUUUUUUUUUGGCGCCUACAAGCAUGUUUGUUUGUGUUCCUUCUUCAAUGUUAAUCGUCGCAUAAGUAGUCCUGGCGUUCGCAAUGGCGACACAUGCAGGAUACUCUCCCGUGAGAUCCGAGGACUUGGCCACCAGGGAAGCUGCGAUCACUGCCACCGUAUCACCCGUUUCUGGCAGCAACGAUUCUACAAAAUCUAAGAAGUGCUGUUGCAUCGGCUUUGGGCCGUUGACGGUGCUCAUCCUGGUGUUGGUCAUCGUUUUCUUACUCGGAGUGUGUUUAGGAUUCUACGUGCGAGAGUCCCAGGUGGGGCGGCCAGACUUGAAUGAAGUCUGCAAGAACUACAAGCGAGACGAUGACUGGGAUAAUUACCAAUUUGGAACUUUUCACGAGACUUUGGUUUAUUCGAUCAGAGGCGAGAACAUGACGGAGUUUGUGGAGUAAGUACUACUCACUAGAUUACAAUAGACCCAGGGACGCCUUUUCUAUCUCCCCCCCUUCCCCCACUGAAUGCUGGACUUCGACUUUAAACACCUAUACUCCGAGGGUCAGUCAUACCAGUCAUGGUUCAAUAUGAAUAUUACUAGUAUAAAAAAAAAUAUUGUUAACACAUUUUUGACUAUUGAAUAAUAAUAUUGGUAACAAACUAUUUCAAAUUUUUUCAUCAAAAAUAAUUAUUAUAUCCUAAUCAUGUCAUUACUCAAAGAUUUAAUUUUAGUAAGCUUGUAAUUUUUAUUUCUGUUUUAAUUCUUAAAAUUCGUUGAUAGAUCGAGGGGUGGGGAGACUUGAUGAUUAAAACAUGUGUGACACCAUACAAGAGGUUUUGUGUUCAAUUCCACGCUAAAUAAUAACGAUUUUUUUCUUUAAAAAAAUAAAACAAAAAUUUUACCCCUGCCCCCACCCCUCCCAAUUAGAAUAAUAAUAUUGAGUAUUAUAUUUUUUCUGUCCCAUAUUAGUUUUGUUACCUGGAAAAUUUCAAGUGCCAAAUUAUUUAAGGGUAUAAUUUAGCUGUUCAUAUGUGUUAAUCAUAUUAUGCCUGUAUAGCCUGUGGACUUAAAUUCUAAUGUAGGCCCCAGCUUUUAAUGUAUUAAAAAGACUUGAUUUUCCUGGGUUCAACCAUGUUAAAAAUAAACACUGGCAACGGUGUGCCUUUUAUAUUCCGAUAAAUAUAAUGCCCAGAUUAUAAAUUACCCCAAGUGUGCUCCCAAGUGUGCUCCCAAGUGUGCUCUCUUGUGUAUGAAUGACCUUCUGUCAAAUCUUUAUCGAUCAAAUCUAUGGCUAGACUACCCAAAGUUCAAACUAAUUAUAAAAGUACAAUAAUCUCUCCCGUAUGCUAAUAUUUAAUUUACGUUCUUAAUGUCAUAUCGCAUUCGAUUAAUUCCGAAUACAAAAUAAAAAUUGAAAACAUAUCAGGACUUUCGGCAUUUAUUUUAGGGUUUGACCCACAGAACCUUUAGAUUUUUCGUACUGGUUUAAACUAGCCACCGAUUCAUGAAAUUCAAAAAAUUUAAAAGUUGCAUUAUUUGAUUGAAGAUCGUCGAAAUAAAAUCUGGGGAGAACUUGGUACAAACUUAAUUUCUGCUCAAAGAAGAAUUCAUUAUUCAAAAUUUGGUAAUUACCAAGUCAAAGGUUUAAAAAUGACCCCACCUUAGCAGUGGAGGGAAUCCAAAUGUUAUUUUUUUUAAAGGCUGCAAUUUAAGCGUCUUUUAAUUAUCGCUGUUUAUGAUUAUGGUUGCGGAAUCGAAAGUAUUCGCUGACUCAAUGUCACUGACGUAAGAAUUCUGUUUUAAAAGGGAAACCCACGAUAAGAUCUAGGCCUAUAUUGCAAUGUACGUUUUCUCUGAUAAGAAAUGUUGCAUGCCUCCUGCUUCUACCAAAUUUGACAGUUUCCUUGUCUUCCGGUUAACAAAGGUGGGGGUGAGUUUGUUUGUUUUUUUAAAUAUACAUUUCAAUACGUAUCAACUAAAUUAAGAAACUUUUCAUGCCCCUCUCCCCCCCCCCCCCCCCACCCCACACAAUUUUUCAUGACCAAAUCAGGUGACAUGCCUGCAUGCAUAAUUCAUCGGAAAUUCCUGCUCUAAUGACAAAACCUUCCCCAAAUGCUUACUGCCGACUGGCACGAGAGGCUAAAAUUAACUAAUCGAGUCGGGGGGCUACAGCCCGGUAGCUACUGGGUCGCCGCCUACCACCGCUAAACAAACUUACUAUUUGGAUUAGCGCCGCUCAUUGCUUACACACGAACCCACACCGGUGUUGGCACAUACCAAUGUAAGAGGCCAUGCUCUAAGGGACGCAAACGCCUGUCACUGUUGAUCGAUAAGUAGUACUUCUCCGGCACAACGAUUCAAAAGACUAAGGCCGUUCUAAAGUGGGCAUUGCAACCACUUCUUUUUUUUUUUUUUAAAUAAUAAUCUUGAAAAUCCAUUGGUCUAGCUAGGGUUAACGGCGCCCAGGGCGGUGAAAGAUUUUAACGCCCCCGCUCCAUCGUUUUUUUCAGGGAAAAAAGUAUGCAGUUGACCGAAAUUGCCGCCACUCAAUAUAUAUAUAUUUAUAUAUAUGUAUAUGAAUAAAUAUAUAUAUAUAAACUGGUACCCGGGUGUCCACACCUUUUCUUUUCUUCUUCUUAUUAUUAGUGGUCUUAUACAGCGCGCCGUACUCCAGCCUAGGGCUGGUCUCACCGCGCUGUACCUAAAAAAUAUUAGCAAAAGAGACAUCAUCGUGGCAUUAAAAAUAAUAUACAAUUACGUCAUAAAGAACAGCUUUAUAGCAACAAAACAAAAAAAAAAAUGUAUAUUCACCCCACCCUUCGACACUGGAGCAGAAUAUUGGAUCUAUUAUUAAACCUCAUCUGCUUGAUUUGUUAUACUUUUUUUUUUCUUUUUUCCUGGCACCCGUCCGUCACAAUGUGACGAUGGUGAAGACUUUGCAGGGCGAAAUCCACAAGGCCUGGGUAUUCUUCCUCUAGGAUAAUAAGCUGAUUCCCAACAGCAAAUCGCCUCUCUCCACGCCGCUGGAUAACCCAAAUAAGCAUCAUGUGGAUGAUAUAGCUUGGCACCAGUGGCGUCGCAGGAGUUGUUUCGGAAUGUUUCAUUGUACCAAUCUUAUCCUCCUACGGGGACUCCAUCUCCGUGCGUUUGAAUUCAGAGUUUGCCUCCUCUUAGAUGAGUCGCCAUCCAAGGUUAACGAGGCCUACCCACCCGUGGGGGGGGGGUGCUGGUGGUGUUUUGUCUUGACUGUCAUACGUCAGGAAAGUGUAUACAAAUAACACGUAUUUCCUCCCCAACAACGCAUCGUUCCACAGCAGCCAUUGAACAGUAGCAACGAGAACAGUUUGUUAUUUCGUAACACGCUAUAAGUUGGUUUUUUUCCUCUAGUGCCGAACAGAUAAAAAAAGGGGGGUUGGGGGGGGGGGAAUUACACGUUUUUCUGUUUAACUGUAUUUAUGGAAUGAGUGUGUUCGUCGCUUCACGGUGCAAACGGCCCCCAGUGCACGAGGCGUGCUCAAACACAAGCCAUACAUUCUUGGAAUGGUCAACCUGCUUUAUGCGAGCGGUUAGAGCAAUGAGACAUUACCACCGGCAAAGUGAUUCGCACUGGAGGUUGACUCCUACUUGAAAUUAACCCUCUAUAACGCGAAUUCGGCUAAAACUCGGUGGCGCCAUUUGGUAUAUUCAUUAGCGGAUCAUUAUUUUUUUUUUUUUCAAAAUACGUGAAAAAGAUUGUAAAAAAUAAUAUAUUAUAUUCUCGUACAACAUGAAAAGAAAUAUUUGUUUAAAAAAAAAAAAACUAGUCCCACUGCAACACCACAUAGCACACACUUACCUGAAGAAUUUUUUUUUAAAAAUCCGGUAAAAAAAAAAAACUAGUCCCACUGCAACACCACAUAGCACACACUUACCUGAAAAAUUUUUUUUUAAAAAUCCGGUUUUUUAAUGUUUAAAAAAAAAAAAAAGAAAUCCCAAAUUCGUACGGAAUAUUGUAAAACCCCGCUACAAAGCGACCCCGCAAUUAACGCGAACUGAUUUUAUGGACACCCGCCCCGCCCCCACUUUUCCCCAUUACUACGUUAUAGCUGGGUUCCACUGUGUAUAGCCGUGUUGCUUGGUUGUUAGGGGGGUAAGGUGAACAUUUUAUUUUCCAUUUAUUUUUCCCAUAAAACAUUUUUUUAAAAUUUUGCCGAUGAAGGUUUUUGGCCGAUACAUCACUUGUUCAUUGAACCUUUACAAAAAUACUUCAACAUAUCGUGCAGACUCACAUAGGCCAUGCGUAUUUUCAGCUGAUAGGAACCUCUUCCCCUCAUAAUAUCCUUAUUUAUCUUUGCCGUUAAAAUUGCAUUUUUUAGUCGAAGGAGGCUUUUGACCGAUACAUUUUCUUGAUCAUUGCGCCUUUUUAAAAAAAAAUGUUUUCACAUGUCGUGUAGCCUCACGUACGCUUAUCUUCAGCUUGAAAGCAGCCUCUUCGUCUCAUAUUCUCUUUAAAAGAAAGUUGUAAACAACCAUCAGAAGAAUUCCCAGGCAUUGCAACUUCGGUUCCCAUAAAAAAGUAUUUUAAAACAAAAAAAACUAAAAAAAACCCAACAAAAUCCCGUCACAGCAAAUACACUGUAGACUGUAUAUUUAUAAAGUUAAACAAUAACUUUCCCCCAAGCAUGUUCGGUCGUCCCACAUUUCCAGCCCCCCCCCCCCACACACACACAUUUUCAGCCCCCCCCCUCCCCACUCCAUCAGACGGCGCCCCGCAAAUUGACACUUGUCUUGCGUCAACAUUAAAUGGGACGAACUAAAAGCCUUGUGAUGAUGGCUCUAGGCAAGACGGGCCUCCAUCUGAAACACAUGAUUAGCCUCACGCUUGGCUAGGUCUGCGCUUAUCAGGACCACAUGGGGGGACAUCUAAAAGGUGCCCUUUUAUACGGUGUGGUAACCGCCCGCCUUAGGACGAAAGGAUCUCACAUUUUUGUUUUUUCCCCCCUCCCCCCAGGAAAAGUGAUUCUGGCACAAAGUGUGACAUAGCCAAGUUUUCGAGCGAGGCUUACAGUUUUCCCCCUUUUGAAACGAGGAGGAACGCACUCAUGUGGCUUGCACUUCUAGUGGCUUGCAAUUCUUGUGGCUUGCACUUCUAGUGGCUUGCACUUCUUGUGGCUUGCAUUUCUUGUGGCUUAAACUUCUAGUGGCUGCACUUCUUGUGGCUUGCACUUCUUGUGGCUUGCACUUCUUGUGGCUUGCACUUCUAGUGGCUUGCACUUCUUGUGGCUUGCAUUUUUCUAGUGGCUUGCAUUUUUCUAGUGGCUUGCAUUUUUCUUGUGGCUUGCAUUUUUCUUGUGGCUUGCAUUUUCUUGUGGCUUGCAUUUUUCUAGUGGCUUGCACUUCUUGUGGCUUGCGCUUCUAGUGGCUUGCACUUCUAGUGGCUUGCACUUCUUGUGGCUUGCGCUUCUUGCGGCUUGCGCUUCUUGCGGCUUGCGCUUCUUGCGGCUUGCACUUCUAGUGGCUUGUACUUCUAGUGGCUUGCGCUUCUAGUGGCUUGCGCUUCUAGUGGCUUGCACUUCUUGCGGCUUGCACUUCUAGUGGCUUGCACUUCUAGUGGCUUGCACUUAUAGUGGCUUGCAUUUCUAGUGGCUUGCACUUCUAGUGGCUUGCACUUCUUGUGGCUUGCACUUAAAUAUUUUUGGAGUUCACGGUGUACCGCUGAUUCGCCGCCUUUGAUUGGUGGUCCUAGCAUUGCGUGUCUUUUCGAAUAACAAGGUGUAACUUUAAAAAAAAUUUUUAAACCAGAUUGUUUGUGCAACAACUUAAAAGAGGUUUGGCGGGAUAUCAGUGUAAACAAGACUCGUCCGGCCCAUGGCGCCAUCUUGUGUCACAGCCGAAACAGAAAAAAAAAGUUUUCUUCCUAUUUUAGUCUGGUGCUGACGUAGGUAAACACAUCAGAAACGUUACGUAGUUCACGAAUUCAAUUAUUUCAUCGUUUGUCGUCGUUUUGAUAAGCUCUACGUACCAUCUACCCCCUAACCCCCCCCCCCCCCCCCCCCCCCCCCCCCCCCCCCCCCCCCCCCCCCCCCCCCCCCCAGGUUCAACCGCACUACAUCGAUCCAGCCAACCCAAAGUUAAGUUACAGCGGAAAAUAACGCCUUCAUUAUUUAUCUUGGAUGGGUUGCCGGGGGGGGGGGAGGGGGGGGAGGAGAUUGACAUCUGGAUAAGAGGAUCAUCACAGACGUGUGAACGGUUUUUUGUGUCAACAAGAGAACACGCGAAUCAACACCGUGGAACGACCUAAGAGGGGCUAAGGCGUCCAACCAUUUGGUGUACGAAAGAUAGUGUCAUAUGGGUGGCAGAUUGCGUGCCAUUGUGUAACUGUUUAGCUAUGGAGACAAUGAAUGGGUGAGUCUAAGGCCAAAUGUGUACACAUGUUUAGAUAUGGAGACAGUGAAUGGGUGAGUCUAAGUGUGUACACUGUUUAGAUAUGGAGACAAUGAAUGGGUGUGUCUAAAACUAAGUGUGUACACUCAGUAUACUGUUUAUAUAUUGAGACCAUGGUGGGUGAGUUUACGUGUAAAUUGGCAGACAUUGGGUUGGCAGAAUUUCACUUAAUCAUACAUUAUAUUAGGAAUUCGUAUAUGUUAACAAAAGAAAAGUAGAACAACAUAUGUCUCCACUGGUCAAGUAAGCUGGUUAUUGACAAGAUUCACAGCUGCUGUGGAUAUCCCCCCCCCCCCACAUCAUCCAUCCAUCCAUCCAUCCAUCUAAGCCUUGGUCUGCCUUUGAGCCGUUUUCCUCGUGGUUUCUUUUUUGUGGUGCUCCCUCUUCACCCCGUCUGUCAUUUGACAUUCUUUCUAAGUGUCCCACCCAGCGCAGACUGCAUGCCCCAAACUCAAAGUAGACUGGCAAUGCAAUGAAGGUCACACCAGGGUGUUGGAGAUUGAUGUCUCGCGUCGAAGUUGUAUUCAAUAAUUUUAGUUACCAAAAUUGUAAAAUAUAAAAUUUAAAAAAAAAAAAUAAUAAAUUUUUUUUUUUUUAAAUAUGUAUGUUGAUUUGCAAUUGUGGACUAUUUAUACUUCACCCUGGAGUCUGGAAUGUUGUGGACUUAAUCUUAUACUUUUAUCUUGGCAGUCCUAGUCCUAGUUCAAAUGCAAUCUUGAGUCCUUGAUAUUAUAUUCAUGGGACAAAACUCAUUAAUGCUUACCUUAUUCUUAUGGUGGCCAUGUCACCAACAUUUUCCCUUAAUUUUUUUUCUAUUACUUCCCGCGUUUAAGUUUUUAGUUUUUCAAGUUCUUUUAGUUUUAAGCUUUAAGUUUUCAAGUUCUUUUAGUUUUAAGCUUUAAGUUUUCAAGUUCUUUUAGUUUUAAGCUUUAAGUUUUCAAGUUCUUUUAGUUUUAAGCUUUAAGUUUUCAAGUUCUUUUAGUUUUAAGCUUUAAGUUUUCAAGUUCUUUUAGUUUUAAGCUUUAAGUUUUCAAGUUCUUUUAGUUUUAAGCUUUAAGUUUUCAAGUUCUUUUAGUUUUAAGCUUUAAGUUUUCAAGUUCUUUUAGUUUUAAGCUUUAAGUUUUCAAGUUCUUUUAGUUUUAAGCUUUAAGUUUUCAAGUUCUUUUAGUUUUAAGCUUUAAGUUUUCAAGUUUUUUUAGUUUUAAGCUUUAAGUUUUCAAGUUUUUUAGUUUUAAGCUUUAAGUUUUCAAGUUUUUUUAGUUUUAAGCUUUAAGUUUUCAAGUUUUUUAGUUUUAAGCUUUAAGUUUUCAAGUUUUUUUAGUUUUAAGCUUUAAGUUUUCAAGUUUUUUAGUUUUAAGCUUUAAGUUUUCAAGUUUUUUUAGUUUUAAGCUUUAAGUUUUCAAGUUUUUUAGUUUUAAGCUUUAAGUUUUCAAGUUUUUUUAGUUUUAAGCUUUAAGUUUUCAAGUUUUUAAGCUUUCAAGUUUUUUUUAGUUUUAAGCUUUAAGUUUUCAAGUUCUUUUAGUUUUAAGCUUUAAGUUUUCAAGUUCUUUUAGUUUUAAGCUUUAAGUUUUCAAGUUUUUAAGUUUUCAAGUCUUCAAGUUUUAAGCUUUAAGUUUUAUAAGUUUUAGGUUUUAAGUAUUGAGUUUUUAAGUUUUAAGGACAGACGCCCUCAGAUAAAAGCGACAUCAAAUUUAUUUUCGUGUCUGUCGUCUUCACAUCGCGGCCCUUAUCAACAUUGUCAGCGAUAUUUUCCUUAUCAGCAGUAAUUGUAUCACAAAUACACUAUUACUGUCUGUGCACGCCUCCCAGGGUAACGAUAGCAUAGAGAAGCCGUGUGUGGGAGGGCUGUAGGACAAAAAAUCAUCUUCAUAAUAAUAGAUAGAUCGCAAUCAAUAACGAAAGUAACCUUAAAGUUUCUAAAUUAUCUGCCUAGGAGCGCUCACCCACCCAGUGGCGCUCACCCACCCAGUGGCGCUCACCCACCCAGUGGCGUAUCUAGGGCUAGCGCCGCACAGGGCGGGCCGAGAUUUUGCCGUCACCCAUCCACGAAAAAAAAUAAAUAAAUUGUUCGUUUGCCGAAAAUUCCAGCCCUUAGUGUAAAGAAAAAAAGUGCCAUCCGGGGUGGAUCACCUCCUCCACACAGCCCUUUCCGAAGCUACUGCACCCACCACUUGUUCUGAGAUGUUACUGUUAUGUCGGGGGGGGGGGGGGGGGGGGGGGGGGGGGGGCUGGGACUAUAUCUGGAUUGGUGGGACAGUCAAUAAAUGAGUACAUAUAUCGUAAAGUUAAAUAUUCGAUAUAUAUAUAUAUAUAUAUAUAUAUAUACACAUACAUAUACAUACAUACAUACAUACAUACAUAUAUACAUAGAUAUAUACUGUGCUGGCCUUGCAGUUAGAUUAUAGCAUAGGAAAAAAAAACUUAGAGAUAGGCGCACGUGAUCUACGAUCUACCUUAUACAGCAGUGGUUCUCAACCUUCCUAACGCCGCGGCCCUUUAAUACAGUUCCUCAUGUUGUGACGACCCACAACCAUAAAAUGUUCUUCUUUGCUACUUCGUAAGUAUGUUUUCCGAUGGUCUUAGGCGACCCCUGUGUAAGGCCGUUCGACCCCCUUCCCCCCCCCCCUCCCCAAGGGGUAGCGACCCACAGGUUGAGAACCGCUGGUCUACAGUAACGUUUCAGUACUUUCAAACCUAGUUCAAAUUAAGCUGUCGUGCUAAAGUCAGAGCUGUAUCGUGUCGUCCUGUUAAGGUCUCAUGUCAUGUCACUCGUUGUCACAGCGGUAUCAGUCAUGUUUCUGUCAAAGCCGCAAUCACCAUUUUCCUGUCACAGCUGUGUGUAGUAGUCACGGGUCAUGACAAAGCUGCAGCGUGCAGUCCUGCAUGCGUGUGUGUGUCUGUGUUGUCAAUGUCCCGGUCCCAGUCAGGGUGACCUGCGGUACAUGCUGGUGUCGGGUUUGAUUUAUACGAUGGCGGGCCCUAGCCGUCAGUCCGGUCCCUGGUAGGGAACGGAGAAUUAAACUAUAUGGUACUUAGGGUUAGCGAUAGGGCGGUAUUCAAGCAGUCGAGAACUGGAGGGUCGGUGCGCCAAGUCGCCGGUACGAAAUGUGGGGAGAAAUACUCAAUGGCAGCAGACAUGUAAUGUAAGGAAAAUAUUUAUGUCCUCGAGGGGGGUCGUAGAUACAGAAAGUGAGGAAAAUUUUAGGGGCAGGGUCGUAGGUCUAAACGCUGUAGUGGGUCAGCAGGGCGUGGUGGGUUUGAACCCCAUUAGGAAUUAAUAGUAAAAUACGACUUUAAGAAUAUGUAUUAUAAAAUGAUAGAGGAAUAAUAAUAGAAAUGAAUGAUAGCAGGUGACUGCUCGUAGUCUGAUCCCACUUCUUAAAUGGCGUUGGGGCAGGUGUUGACCAUUUCCUUUGUAUGUCAUGGUUCUAUUUUUAACCGACUCGCACAAGCGAUGCUAUUUGACUUGAACCUUAAUUGUAUUUAAAGUCGUGACCUGCGUCCAUUUCCAGGAGAAAAGCAAAUAAUGGCCGGAGGGUGCUGUGUUUUGUUUCUUGUGGUAGAAAUAGGACGUUAAGCCGUGACAGGGUGAAUAACUGCAUACUGAUUGUUUUCUCGGUUAUCGUUCAUACAAAGAAAAGGAGAGAAGAAAAAAAAAAAGGAGGGGGGCUGUUAAGUGGAACUUGUGCACAUCCUGUUAGUUCCCGAGCGACCAAAGGAACGGACGUCCAGAUUGAGAGGCUGGUUGAGGGACGGGGGAGAUGAUGGGACGACUCCCGACUGUGGACUGUGAGGGACAGGUGCACCACAAGCACGGAGAUCACAUUCAUAUAAUUCACAAAUACAGGUGCAACCAAAAUCAUCUUGUCACCGGUUCACACUUUUUCUAUAAUGAGGGGCGACAUUUUCAAGAGGCUUCGGCCCAGUCGCCACUUGGAAAAGCCCUGAUCACAAGUCCUUCCCACAUAAAAAAAAAUGUAUAUUAAGAAAUUAUGCAUGCUUUUCUUAUAUUUUAACCAUACAUAUUAGUAUUAUAUUAUGCCGAUAAAUCCUAUUAAAAUAAAAUUUUAAAACAUUUUUAAAAGACUUUAAAGAAGUAUAAAAUAAUAAUGAAGGGAAGAAACACAAAAAAAAAAAAAAAAAAAAAAAAAAAAAAAUUAAAAAAAAAAGAAAAAAAAAAAAAAAAAAAAAAAAAAAAAAAAAAAAAAACAAAAAAAAAAAAAAAAAAAUAAAAUAAAAAUUUAAAAAAAUUUAAAAAAAAAUUAAAAAAAAAAAAAAAAAAAAAAAAAGGAAAAAAAAAAAAAAAAAAAAAAAAAAAAAAAAAAGAAUGAAUUUAUAAGAUAUGUCUAUAAAUAAAAAAAAAAAAUUAGAAAAUAAGUCACGCCUCAAACAAUUUAAUUGAUAGGGUAAAAUUUUAGACUAAAAAUAACUACAGUCCAUGGAAGUUUUGUUUCAGUCACAUAAAAUAACACAUUUUAGAUGCCCUGGGUGUGGGAGUGGGGAUCCAAAUUUUGCCAGAUUUUCACAUGCCAGAGUGGAGAAUAAAAAAAAAAAACUUGUUAAAUAAUGUCAGAUUAAUUAUAAUUUUUUUGUAAUUUUAACUUAUGAACUAUAAAUAACCUGCCCACCAGUGGCGGCAGAAAUGCGUGAACUUUUCGAUAUCAUCUACUAAAAUUACUUUAUGAAACAUGAAUUCAUCCAACACAUUUUAUAGUAGCCUACUAACUGCUGGGAAUUUUAUUUUGUGAGCCUAUUGAACAGAGUGUUAUAGCCAUACAUACAAACAUACAUAGACAAUUAUUAUUUCUGUUUUAUUUAAAAUUAUAAUUCCAUUUCACAGCAAGUUUGGCAUAGAAGAACCAGCUUCGAGUAGUGAAUUUGAAAGAGAGCUGGCAGACGAAAUAGCUCAGCAAUUCAACAAGUACAAGUGAGUUGAAAGUACUUACUUUUUAGACAUUGUUUUUUAUUAUUUACUUUGCACUAAAAAAAAAAUAUACAUCUGAAUGGACAGUGGUAAAUGACAAUGUCCCACUGGAGACUAAACUACAAUGACUACAGUUACAGACACUGUUCAAUCAAUGGCAGAACUUAAAUUAAUAAAAUAUAUUAUAUAAUAUAGUUUUUUGGGUACAAUACUUAAUACUUUGGAGCUUGAGCUUGUUAACGCUAAGGUGGGACUGGUAGUCAAAAUGCUAAAAGAUAAAAUUCAUAACUAAGUAAGAACUCAUCUGAAUCAGACCGUUAAAGCAAAAGAAAAAAAAAAGAAGAAAAAAAAACAAAAAAAACACACAACAAAAAAAAACAAAAACAAAUGGGACAAAUUAAAUAUUUUUAAACAUGUUUAGAGUAAUGACAAGAUACAGUAAAAUUGUACUUUUUAAAAUUCAUAAUGUUAAAUUUGGUAUCCCAAGAACAUUAUCAUUGACAUUUGCUUAAGGAAAAUUGAGGGUUAUCUGAAAUUGAAGUUCCAUGCACAUUAACGUAAAUUUAAAUGUUUCAGAUUUGAUAGCGUUGAUGUGGUAGAAUAUGACAUUGUCAUCACAUCAGCUGACCCUCAGCGCCCAAACCGCCUGGAAGUGUUGUAUCAUAAUGGCACUCAAAAGCAGAGCAUUGCACUUACUGCCAGGAAUACAAAUUCUAAUAACAGAACUAGGAAUGGUAGAUCAGAUCCCUCUGAGUGGACGCAUCCAUUUGUGGCAUUUUCUCCAUCAGGACAAGUUGAAGUAAGCUUGUUUUUUGUUCAGGAUUGAUAAAUCCUUUUGGUCAGGCAUUACCUAACCUGCAAAAUGUCCUAAUUAACAAUCAAUGUAAAAAAAAAAAAAUUAUAGAGUAAGCCGUUUGCUUUGGCUCUUGUAUAAUUAUGGGAACACCAAAAUGGUUAAUUGUGGUUUAAGUUAUAAAAAAGGAAAUUUUUAUCGGAGGGGAUGGGCGGGAGACAUGCAGGCUGUGAAGUUUUAUCUGCUAAUUAUAUUACUUUAUUGUAUUGCAAUGAAAUAAAAUUUAAUGGUAAUUUAUUUAAAACUUACUGUGAUUUAUUCUAAUACCGUCACAGAAGAUUUAAAGGAAUUAAAAUGCUUUAAUUUGUAGUAUAUAAUAAAUGUUCAUAUUAUUUUGUUCUAAGGGGCAUCUUGUUUAUGGGCACUAUGGUCAAGUGACGGAUUUCCAGGUUUUACAAGCUUCUAAUGUGGAAGUUAAAGGAAAGAUAGUUUUGCUCAGGCUGGGGAAAAUACCUGUUGCCAAUAAGGUAUGUUAUUGAGUUUAAUACUAUAAUUAGAUUUAUUUGAACUGAUAACAUAUUUAAAAUAUAAUUUUAUUAACACAAACAAAAUAUUUUAACCUUGUAUCUGAUACUUUAUUUAUUAAAAUUUAAAAAUAAAAAAAGCAAAAGCAAAAGUGGGCCCUUAAUAUAUAGAAGAAGAAGAAGCCUCAAACUUCUCUCAUCGACUGCUGAUGCCGCCCUUUUACGUUAACGUAGCGUUUAACUAUAUUUUUACUUUCAAUUUUACAUUUAACUAUUUAACACAUUUUUUUUAUUGUAAAAAAUGUGGGUAAUGCGGACAGAGCUAUGUCAAACAGGACAUACAUUUUUAUUAAUCAAGGUGAAAUGUGUGAUGCCCCAUGGAGUAAAAUGUGGAAAUGAUUGGGACACGAUAAAUGGCAUGGUGUGAAAUGACAAAAAAGGAUCUAAAAAUGAAAGAUAUAAAAAUUCUACAAGAUGAUGGCUUUCUCCCAUCUGACUUUUCCAAUACUUUAUUUAAUUGAAUUAUUUUCAUGCCUAAAGAAAUCUUAGUUUUCUGGUUUAAGUUUAAUUAAUUUAUGUUGUUCUUUUCUUGGAGGAAGGGUAGGCCUAUUGAAUAUCCAAAAUAUUAUUACCUUUAAAAAAUUUUUAAUUGAUUUAAAAAUUGUUGCAUAAAUUUACAAGCUUUUCUUCAACUAGAUCAAGAAUGUUGAAGCACAUGGUGGUAAAGGUGUACUGCUUUACUGGGAACCUUGGGAUGCUGAAAAUUCUUUGAUUGAUGGUUACAGUCGGAGUUAUAUCCCUUAUGCAUCUGCAGCUAUGUUCUCAACUGGUAUGGUUUUUGAGUUGUCUGUGUUAUAUCCAACCUUUGGAAAUUAUUUUGUCAAUUUUUUCCAGUGUGCUAAGUUAUUUCUUUUUUUGGUAGAUUGGUCAUCUUCAUAAUUUAUAAAUAUUAUGAAUCCAAACUGAUGUACAGGAUUUAAUUUAUGUCUUAAAAACAGAAAAAACUAAUUUUCCGCAUCAGGAAUCAAUUUGUGUAAUAUUGCAUCCAUGAUUUAAAGGGUUUGAAUGGUGGAAGAGAUUGGGAUGUAAGAAAGAUGUAAUUUUUUUUUAGAGAUUUAGAAAGAAAGAGAAACUGCUCAGCUUCAAAAUAUAUGGUUUUAAACUAUAAAAUGGUUAAUGCCGAAUAAUUUUUAUUGUGUAUACAUUUUAAAAUUAUUCAAAUAAAACGGAGAGGCUAAAAACAGUUAAUCCUCAAAAUAAAUUUGAUACAGAAAACACUAAGCAAAUUAUAACGGAAGAAUUCUGCACCAUAAAUUUACAUGGCUGUUCUAUUUCAGAUCUAAGAAUUACAAAGUUUGUCAAACCCCUGACAGUGUGUAUUUCAUGUAAUCACAAUGCUUGUGCAUGUCACAUUGGUAGAAAAACCCUGUAGUAUCAGAAAAAUUUUGAGGUCAUCAAAAUCUUAACUUAACAACCGAAAAUGUUUUCAAUUUUUAAAUAUGAUUUUUUUUUAAGAUUGCAGGCUGCCAUUUAAAAUGUUUGCUUUUGUUGUUAAUUCCUAGAACUGCCCUUGUAUUGGACUCCCUCCAUUGUUUGUCAGACAGUGUCAGCUGAUCAUGCACGGAUGUUGUUUUCCCUGCUGGCAUCAGAUGUUAAGAGAGUUGAAGCACCAAGUCACUGGAGUGGCUCAGUAGCCAAAUCUUAUUAUCUAGGUGCACCCACAGUGGAGAAUACUAACAGUAAGGAGACAGUAAUUGUUAUUCAAAGAUUAAAAUUGCAUCUUGCUAUGAAAAGAAAGGUUGUUCUAGAGAGAACAUCAAAAAUGCUGUUUUCUUGUAUAAAAAAAAUAUAAAAAUUAGCUAAGAUAAAAUCAAUUAUAAAUAAAGGCUGUUUCUGGCAAAACUUAGUAAAAAUAAGUUUAAAAUAAUCACAAUUUACAUAAAUAAAACAAUGUUGUUUUUUUUUAAAUAUUUUCAUAAAAAUUAUAAUUAACUUUGAAAUUAUAUUUAAUACUUAAUUAAAAUCUUUAUGGGGAUAUUUCAAUAAUCCAAUGAUAUGUCUUAUAGCUUCUUCUUCAGUGUCAAACAUUCGUGUUUCUGUGUUCAACAUCCCAAGCAGUAAAAAAAUAAAGAAUAUAAUAAGUACAAUACAAGGCAGAGAUGAGCCAGGUGAGGACACUCUUUAUAACUUAGAAGCACUGUUUACUCCUUGAUUUACAAUGAAUUAAUACAUGGGUUUAGGUAAGAAUUAUAAUUUCUGAUUUACCUACUUAUUAUUAUUUUGGAAUGUUUUUGUUUUUUCUCUCCUGGGAUUGCCCACCAGCAGCUUUAGGGCCGUUGUUGAACCCUGGGGUGGUAAGGAGGACUGGGGAUACCAUAGGUGUCUAGUUAGGUGAAAUUUAUUUGUGCAUCUACCCCAACUGCUUAGGAAUCUGUAGCAUAGUAGGUUGAUUACCAAGUGCUGAGUAAACUAUGAAAUAGUAGGGUGAUUGCCAAGUGCUUAGGAAACUAUGAAAUAAUUAAGUGAUUGCCAAGUUCUGAGUAAACUGUGACACAGUAGGGUGAAUGCCAAGUGCUUAGUAAACUAUGGCACAGUAGGGUGAUUACCAAGUGCUGAGUAAACUAUGAAAUAGUAGGAUGAUUACCAAGGGCUGAGUCAACUGUGACACAGUAUGGUGAUUGCCAAAUGCUGAGUCUGUUGUUUGGUGUGUGCUUCUCUACAGUACAUCUGUUAUGUACCGUUAUACGGUUAUUUAUAAGUUUUAUCAGUUUUAAGAUUUAUCUUUUUUGUUGAUCUGUAAAUUUUAUGUUUUAAGAUUUAGCUUUUUUGUUGAACAAUACGUAACAAAGGACUGAAAACCAGCAUACAAAGAAAAACUAUACCAAAGCUAGUGACAUUAACAAUAUUCAAUUUAAUAUACUAUUAAUUUUAAAUGAAAAACAAAAUUAAAUAUACAGAAAUAAAAACUAUAUUAACAUACAGCAUGGCAAGUGAAAAAGUAUAAUCCUCAAAAGAUACAAAUAUUAUUAUAUACACACACAAAGAGUAAAAUCUUUGUAAGGCUCCUAUUAAUAUAUUAUGUCUCACAAAUGUCUAGGAAAAUUUGCAAAAAUAUCUCUUGGCUGGGAAAACGCUGGCUCAUUUAUAGGGGGGGGGCUCAAAACCCCCCCCCCCCCCCCCCCCAAAAAAAAAAGGAAUUCUAGAAAUUGAAUCACCGGAUAGCAUUCUUUAGAACAUAAUAUAAUGUAUUCUAUUGUAAACAACUUUUUCCAAAUAAGGUGUGGGCAAUUUGUACAGCACUGCACAUUUAAUCAGUGACGUCAAUAUCUAAACAAAGUGGGGGUGGGUGGUAAGGUUGAAUGCCAUUGGCUUGUGAAAAAAAACAACUAAGUCAACACACAUGCUAUAACAACAUCCCUUUAGAAAAGAAAGUGAGUCAUUAUGUUUAUUAAGAGCUUCGAUGCUUGUACUACAGUUUUCCUUUGGUAGAUAUAUAGAAUAAUGGCUUUGAAUUACUGACAAGCCAUAAUUAUUCUAAAUUGAUUAUUAAAUGUAAAAAAAACAAAGAAACAGAGAAAAAUCACAAAAAAUUACUGAAUUCAAAUAUUAAAAUAACUUAACUUGACAAGUGCAUUGUUCAUUUUAAUGGGCGUGAUACCUAAAGAUGUAAAAAAAAAUUAAAAGUUAUGUUAAUACAAGUUUAGGAUAUUUCAGCUUUUUAUACUAUCAAGGGGUGUUAAAAUACAAGAAAAAGAAAAUUAAAUUAAUGAAUAAAGACUGAAUUUUGAUGGUAGGAAACAUAAUUUUGACCUUAUGAACAUAGCCUUUAAGAUAAUUGCUUCUAUUGGUAGAUCGUUAUAUUAUUGUGGGUGCACCACGUGCGGCACUCCCUGGCCAGCCACAAGAUGUUGUGGCAAGCUCUUCUCUUCUUAUACAACUGGCCAACAGUUUUCAUCAUGUUCACGCUCGCCAUCAGUGGAGGCCCAGUAGAGGUGUCAAACUCAUUUCUUGGGGAGGUUCUGAGUUCUCGAACAUGGGCCUCAUCCAAUACUUAAAGGUUCGUAGAGAAAAAAACCCUUAAAUUUUCAUCAUUUCAGUUACUUGUAUUUUCUCAAAUACAAUGUUAGCCCUACUUAGGUCAGAAUGUUGGGCAGAGUCUGUAAAACUAAAAUGCUGCAGUAUAUCAAAAACAACUAGUAUUGCCAGAAAACCAAAAGUAGAUAAUUAUUUUUCUUGUUUAAAUACUAUUGAAAUAUUAGAGAGUAAAAUUCUUUAUUAUUUAGUUUAUCUGUAUGUUUUUUUUUUGUGUGCGAGUUUAUCUGUAUUCUUCUUUUGGACAAAAAAAAAUAACAGGAAAGAAAAUAUUUUGAGAACUUACGUAAUCCAAUGAAUUGAAAGAUAAGAAAGUUUGUCAUGAAGAUAUUUAGAGAUACAAGAUAAUUCUCCAGCUUAUAGUUUUAGAACAGUGCAAAAAAAAAACUUUACAAAGUUAAAUGUUUUGUUCCUAGAUCACAUCUCUCUUUACUAUCAUUAAAUUGGAUUAGACAUUUGGGUCUCGGGUGGCAAAUUAUUAAUUAAAAUAAAAAAAUAGAAUUGUACUUAUUUUUCACAUCCUAUUUUUCAGAGCCACCUUUUCCAUGUUGAGAAAAAAGCUGUGGCUUACUUCGAUUUGUCUCAGUUGACAGUUGGAGAUAACUUCAUAGAGUCCCAGGCACCACCAGGACUUAGUCAUCUGAUCACAAGUGACAUGAAUAGUGUAAGUUUUCUUGUGAGAACCUUUGUUUGAGAGAUAACUCUUGAAUGCUACUGGUGGAACAUGAAAUGCAUUCAGAUUUAAUGCUCAAAGAUCAUACAUGAUAUACAAGAUGUGGUUGGGUUUGAAUCAAAACAAAUUUAAUACCUUAUACAUAAUGACAAAGGUUUUGAAAUGAAAUCUCUUUUUUGACAGUCAUGUUAAAGUCACUGGCAAUAAUUUGUGUAGCACUCUUUUUUCAAUAAUAUUUGCCCUAUAUUUCAAUACUGAAUCCAAAAGCAACAAGCUAUUUCCACAUUGCUUGUAACUGAAGAGCUGUGAUGCUUAUAAAUUAAGUAUCACAUUUUUCUACAUUGGUCUUACAAAUGUAUGGGAAUGUGCAAUUUAUCAAACUACAUAACAAUCCCCUUAACACCAAGGCUACAAACAUUGUGAAGAUUAGUACAUUUAUGGCAUACAUCAUUUCUAUUCUUAAAGGCAUAAAAAUGGUGAAUUAUAUAUAAAUAUCGUCAUAAGGAUUCCAAAGGCUGCAUAUUUCUUUGUCCUUAAGAAAAAGUAUUAAGUUAAAACGUGAAUUGUAUUACACUUUUAUUGGCAGGUGCCUGACCCAAAGACAGGGGAGUUUUUUAAUGUGGUCAGUGCUGACAACAGCAAUGGGGCUGAUCCUUACAAUGGGGAUAACUGUGAAAGUGCUCGCCAUCUUUUGCUGCACACAGUGGGUUUACAGACUGUAAAAGUUCAGUACAAAUCUGUAAGUUUUGUUUCUUUGAAGAUUGUCUCUGUCUGAGUGUUAACAGAUGAUUUUUUUUUUAUCAAACACCGAGUUAGCUGUCCUUGUCUUUAAUGAUUUAGAUUUUUUUAUGUAGGAUGUAAAUCCUUGCCAUUUAUACAAGCAUCCUUUUAAAGAAAGGAAAACUUAUCAACAAAAAUUGAUGUCGAGGUAUGACUGGUUUGAAUUGGUUAAAAUGAAGGGAGGGCUUAUGUUAAACUAUUUUGGUUGUCAAAAGAGCAAAGAAAUUGAGAAUAUUUCUUUUCUUGUGCAUGCUUGUAGGCUCCUGGUGUCCAAAAUUCAGUACUGAGAAUGUUAAAAGAGGAUCAAAGUCAUCACUUCAAGUAUCACAAAACAGUUGCACAUGUCCUUGUGAAAGUUCUGCUGGACAUGAUAGACGGCCAUGCUUUACCGAUCAACAUCCUCAGAGCUGCACAUCACAUUCAUGAAGUUGUUCUCAACACUUCAGAAGUCAUAGAUGAUUGCUCUGACAGUGAAGAGGAAUUUGGUGAGGGGUUUUAUUUUUAAAUUUUUUUAUGUUUGGAAUACAAAAGUUUUAUUUUAUGUUGCAUUCAAGUUGGCAAUGCAUACUUGCAACUUUUUUAAAAUGAAUGAAUUCUUUUUUGGUGGAUAGGAACAAAUCAAAAGUAUUUUUUCCAGCACUAUUGAAAUACUUUUGAUUUGUUCAUCUUUUUUGUACUGUGACAGCCUGUCACAGCAGAGUAGGUCACAUUUAUGAUCUCAAGUGAUGCAAUUAAAAGCAGCAUAGACAAGAAAUGUGUCCGUAUGUUAGCUGUUUUGAUUGGUGGGUAGUGCAGGGGCAUUAUUGCCUGAAUGGGUGUGGCAUGGUAUACAGCCCUAUCUUGUUGGAAGGCAUUACACUUGCUUUAACUCUGUUAUGAUAACCAUCAUCUUAGAACAAAUUUGUUUGAUGUUCAUUAAUUUGUAACUAAAACUUUAAAAGUUGUUGACAAUUUACAAUCCAAACAUUUAUAAAAUUAAACUAAUUUUUUUUAAUGUUCUCAUUACCAGCCCAUGCCCUGGAGCUAAGCGAAGACCUGAUCAAAGCUGCUGAGAUAUUCCAUGAAAUUGAACACCUCAUGAUAGAAAAAAUGGACAGUGUCAAAGUACGGAUCAUGAACGAUGCCAAAAUGCAUUUUGACCGUUUGUUUAUUGUACAAGAAAAUGGGUAAGACCUUUACAUUAACUUACAAUGCAUUAUUAAAUUUUUACAUUUUUUUUUAACCUUAAGUAAAAAUAUCUUUUGAAUGAACUAUUUACUUUUCAAUUAAUGGUAUAUUUUUCUAUCUUCAGUUUGUAUUAAAAUGAUUAAUGUACCUCCAAAAUUUGUUAAUACUUGUAUCAAUCAUUUUUAAAAAUUUUGUUUGAAGUCUUCUUAUAAAGAAAUUAUUUAAUUGAAUCCUUAAAGGAAUUCAGUAACUCACAACUAGGAAGACUUAAAUUUACUAAUGAUACAUCUUGUUUAGACCUACCUUUAAAUUAAAAAAAAAAAAUGGAAUUGAUCCUACCAUAAGGCAGUAAGCGGCCAUUCAAGUUAUUGAAUACUUUGUGGAUAGCUAAAAUUUCAACUUUUCCCCACAGUCCAUAGAUAACUUUGAAAAGGAGCUCUUUGAUAUUUAAUCUUGGAUUAUUUAAUGAGAUCUCUUUAUGCAAAAAACAUUUCCUGAGGCAUUUGAUAAUAACAUUUUUUGUUAAACCAAAAUGUAACAUAUUAGAUGCAUGUAUUUUUUUUUUUUUUACAGAUUUCUCCAAAACAUCUUGUACCCAACACAACAAGAUGGCAGCAUUGCCGUGGCAACAGAGCUGUGUGCCUUAGGGGAAGCCACUGAAAUUUGGAAUGCCACAGCCAGUUUUGAAGAGAAGUUGUCAGAGGCUCUUAGGAAAGUUUUGUCAUCCUUAAACAUCAGUGCUUAGUUUUUUUAUUGCUAUUAAUUUAAAACAUCUAAACUUUAAGUAUGCUCACAAAUGCAUUUUAAAAUGUAUAUCUUUUUUGUUAUUAUUUUUGCCAAAGAAAAUAAUUUUUGAUGAAUUUUUUUAUCAAACCAAAUGUCACUCAAAAAACGAUAACCCACAAUGGCUUUCGAAUUAAGAAAUCUUUUGAAUGUUGAAAAAGUUGUAUUAUGUUCUAAAUGUAACAGCUUAAGUUUAAUAUGCUUUGUAUGAAUGAAAGAAAAUUUUGCAGUGUUUUAAUUAAAUAAUUAUAAAUAAAAGUAGGCUUAUAUUAAAAUAAUAAUAUUUAUAGUGUUACUGCAGCAUAAUAAAUACUUCUUUCCCUAACCACUGUAACCUAAUGUUGCUGAAUACAUAUGCUUGUUGUUACCAAGGAAAAUUAUGCCAUUAUUUUAUUCAGUUUAAACCGAGCUGAACCAGAAAUAUAUAAAAUCCAAACUUGGAAUUCAUUUUUGAGGGAUAAUUUUUGUCUUUAAGGUGAAAUUUGUAGGUAUAAAAAUUAGACCAUUCUGAUUUUUUUUUUUUUUUU
Messenger RNA from Lymnaea stagnalis (great pond snail), 20970 nucleotides. The record is from the annotation of a GenBank genome assembly. Lineage: Eukaryota; Metazoa; Mollusca; Gastropoda; Lymnaeidae.